GCGACAAGGGUGGCUGCCUUUCUGUUGUGUAUCGCCACGGACAACGGGGUACGCACGCUCCGUCGCCAUGGAAACGCACCGCUAGCCCAAACAAACCGAGUUUUUCGGGGCUGGCAUCAGUCUCCUUGCUCUGAGUGCCUUUCGGUCUAUCAGUGUGGUUGCCUAUUAUUUUUGGUUUUUUGGUUCUCGAUAGACGACACGCAACGUCGCCACAAAAAAAGCCGUUCCAGAGAUGACGGAAGAUUUGAAGCUAACAGUGGUCGAGCUGAACAAGCUGCUCGAGACGGACUACAAUCUGAUAACGUUCGAUUCGCUGUCGCCCGAAUCGCUGCUGCAGGUGCUGGUGGACGUGUUCCACGCGUUCGGUGCGCUCGACAAGCUGGACGUGCGGGAGGCGGACCCGGAGGAGACGAACGCGCUGGUGAUGGAGGCGCUGCGCAAGGUCCAGUACCGGCCGGCCGAGGACAUCGACGAUCCGGGCGCGUUCCGGCGCGGCAUGGUGCGGGGCGAGAAGCGGCUCAUCCAUCCCAUCCUCUGGUGGAUGUUCGAGCACCGGGAGCGCGUGAAGAAGGCCGCCUAUCUGGCAAGGUUUCUCAUUCCGCUCGAUCUGCCGCCGGAGGCACUGGCGAUGCCCGAGCUGGGCAGCCUGUGGGCACAGUACCAGGAGACGAUGAACGGCUUCAAGGAGGCGCACCGGGCGUACGAGCAGUCGGUGCACGAGGGCACGCAGACGCGCGAGCUGCGGAACGACAUUAGCGCGAUCGAGACGGAGAUCGAGAACGUGAAGAAGCGGAUCGAGCGCACCCAGGGCCGGCUGGACAAGGUGCCCCAGCAGGAGCUGCUGCUCGAGGCGGCCAACGCGCUGCGCAUCGAGAAGGAGCGCCAGAAGGAGCUGCUGCAGCAGAUCGACGAGCAGCGGCAGGACCUAAGCCGGGCCAGCCUCGUGCACGACCGGCUGCAGAAGGAGCUGCACAACGCGAAGCUGUCCGUGCAGGGCGCCACGCCGCGCAACCUGAUGGACGGGCUGGUCGAGGAGACGCAGGUGCUGGAGUUUAUGGUGCAGCAGAAGCUGCCGCAGGAGCUGCAGCAGCGCCAGUCCGAGGUGCAGACGCUGCAGGAAGUGAUCGACGAGCCGAACAUUACGCGGGCCGACCUGCAGGAGCUGCAGCAGCGCAUCGACGAGCUGACGCGCGACAUCCAGCGCAUGGUGGAGGGCCGGAUGGCGGACCACAGCACGCAGAGCGAUACGCUUGGGCCCUUUCGGCAGCAGGCGGCGAUGGUGGCCCGCAACAAGGAGGCCGCGGCCGAGCAGCUCGACCAAACGACCAAGGAGCUGCGCGAGGUUGAACGGCAGCUGCAGGACCGGCAGCGCCAGCUCCAGGACACGGUCGGCGAGGUCAUCCUGCGGGGCGAGGAGCUGAAGCAGUUCGUCAGCACGCUGCGCGCCAAGAGCAACGUGUACAAGCAGCAGCGGGCCGAGCUGGCCGCGGUCAAGGCGGAGGUGAGCGAUCUGACCCAAACGCUCGAGAACCUGAAAUCGCAGGACCCCUCGCUGUCCGGUGCGCUGUCCCAGCUGGCGGCCGACGAGGACGGGACGGUGCCGGGCGCCAAUGAGGGCUCCGCUUCUCGGGCAGAAUCGCCCACCGGUGGUGGGGCGCGUGGCAUGACCGAGCUGGCCCGGCUUGUCGACGGCCUUCAGCGGGCGGUCGGGGCCGCCCGCGAGCGCGUCACGCCACUUUCCCAGCAACUGCGGCCGCUGCGGGAACGCGUCAUCGAACUGAAAGACGAAAUGGACUCCAAAAAGCAGACAUACGACGCACUGAUCGCUACCCUCAACGCCGAAUCGGCCACGAUGCAGUCCAAGAUCACGGAAACGGAGCGGGCCAUCCACAAGCUCGAGCAGGAGUGGCAGGAGCUGCAGCUCGAGCACGAACGAUCCCAGCUACUGCUGGAGAAGGCCAACGAGGAACUGUCCGCCGCUACAGCGGCCGCCGGCAGCGGGGAGCGCGUCUCGCUCAAGGAAACGCUUUCCCAGCAGAUACUCGAGCAGGAGGCGUCCCUCAAACGGUUGACCGAGGAGAAGGCGAGCCUGCAGGCGAGCAAAACGGACCGCGCCCAGCAGCUGCAGAUGUGGACGGAUUUGCGCAAGCUGUUCGAGGUGAAGAUUCGCUGUCUGAAUGAGAGCAAACAGCGCGGACCGGGUGGAACGCUGUCCGUGAGCCGGGGCGGUGCGGAAACGUUCACGUUGCAGUGAGCGCAGGUUUAUGUAUUGUGGGAGUGGGA
Molecule: messenger RNA, 2283 nt
Organism: Anopheles arabiensis
Lineage: Eukaryota; Metazoa; Arthropoda; Insecta; Diptera; Culicidae
Product: intraflagellar transport protein 81 homolog
Exons: 3
Coding region: 233-2254 (673 amino acids)
Biological process (GO): cilium assembly; intraciliary transport
Cellular component (GO): cilium; centrosome; intraciliary transport particle B
Molecular function (GO): tubulin binding
Source: RefSeq, a predicted model, not a curated record